Molecule: messenger RNA, 375 nt
Organism: Musa acuminata AAA Group (dessert banana)
Lineage: Eukaryota; Viridiplantae; Streptophyta; Magnoliopsida; Zingiberales; Musaceae
Exons: 1
Coding region: 1-375 (124 amino acids)
Source: RefSeq, a predicted model, not a curated record
AUGAAUCGAAGGAUUCGGUGUCCAAACCCUAAGCCGUCUUCCUCACGGAUCGAGGAGCGGCUCCACCGCUUCCUGAAGCCCGGCGCGCUUGCCCGCCUCCGGGACUCCAGGAUCAGCAGUGCCAGACCGGGCCGAUCCGUCGCCCUACCCCGCCUCUCGUCCCCCUCGUCCCGUUCUCCGGCCGCGCCGCGACCCGCGGCAGCCCAGAACGACGGGAUUUUCCCUUGCUUUGCAGUCAGGGCCUACGGCCCGAGGUUCCUCCAGCGGAGGAAGCUCGCCGCCGCCGCCAAAUCCAUCUUCUUUGCUCCCCCAAGCCCGGAUCUCCCCGAGCCCGUAUCGGACGCCUUCCCCUUCGAUCUGGUCGCUGCACGUUGA